Messenger RNA from Rotaria socialis, 1083 nucleotides. Lineage: Eukaryota; Metazoa; Rotifera; Eurotatoria; Philodinida; Philodinidae. The record is from the annotation of a GenBank genome assembly.
AUGAAAUUUCUUUCAGCAAUAAAUCUUAGACAUAAUUCGUCAUUGGUCAUCACUUGUAUUCUACUAAUAAUAUUAGGCGUUAUCCGAUGGUUUUUCGAUGGAUCAACAAUAUUUAUUAAGUCUCCCGCUCAACCACAUGCAACUUCUUCAUCUAUUGGUUCGAAUAAAAAGCAAAUUGUUUUCUAUCGUCGGCAGGGUUGUUCGUGUGCACGACCUAUUUUUGAAUAUGCAUCUAAUGUUCUAGUUGUUGAUGAAACAUCUUCAUCUCUUUGUAGUCAAUAUGCAACAUUUCGUGGCUUUCAUCAACGUAUUAUAGCUAUUAGUAUGUAUGGCCCGAAAGAAAAUACUUUAUUUAGUUUUAAAACAUCAUUGAAUUUUCUAUAUGAACUUAUUGAUGACAUGACAAAUAUUUAUCCUGGCUGGAUCUUACGAAUCUAUCAUGACUCAUCGAUCAAAGAAGAUAUUAUUUGUCCGAUUGAAUGUGCGCAUAAUCAUGUUGAUUUUUGUAAUGCAAGCGCGAUGGGAAAUCUACGUAAUGUAAAUAGCUACAUGCCACCAAAAAUUUGGCGUUUUCUACCUGUUGGUGAUCCACUUGUUGAUGUAAUGGGUAGUCGUGAUCUUGAUUCACCAUUGGCACAACGCGAGCUAGAUGCUGUUAAUUAUUGGUUAUCAACAAAUAAACAAUGGCAUGUAAUGCGUGACCAUCCAUUACAUACUGUUCCAAUGCUUGGUGGUAUGUGGGGCUUUCGUCCAGAACUUAAUCGAACAAUGGCUCGGCAACUUUUGAAUCAGAUUUUAAAUCGUUCAUUAGUGAGCCGAUAUACUGGCCGAGGUGAUCAAACAUUUCUAACAGAUUAUGUAUGGCCCCAUAUUCAAGAGCAUCUACUAGCACAUGAUAGUCAUUUAUGUACUACAUGGUAUGGAAAAAAUUCUGAACCAUGGCCAACGCGUCGACCAUUAUUGAAUGCCACAGGUUGUUUUGUUGGAUGUGUACGGCCUUGUUGUCGAAUAAAUAAACAUCCAUUUGGAGAAUGUCCAGUGGCUUGCCGGCCAAAAAAUCAUACAGAUUGGACAAUGUGUUAG